AGGCCAAGAUCUUAACUGAGCCCAAUCAGCAACUCGCACGAAAAACUCAGCGACUCGAGGGAGAGACGAAAGAUGGAGAAGAUGAUCGCAGUGGGUGUGGUAUGGGGCGCCACAAACGCUAUGAUGCACCGGGGUGCGCUUCUCUGGGAAGAAGCUCUGAAAUCCUCUGCAAAGCCACAUCCACACUCAACUCUCGCCCAAAAAUUCCUCAUUUCUCUGGGAAACUGGAUGAAGCUUCUCUCCAUAUGGCAAUAUUCGAUUCCUUUCCUCAUCAACCUCUCCGCCUCCGCUACCUUCUUCUACAUUCUCUCCGACGCCCCUCUUUCCCUCGCCGUUCCCGUCACCAAUGCCACCACUUUCGCCGCUACCGCCAUCUUCGCCAUUCUCCUCGGCGAACACACCCACCUCCCCCGCGCUUUCUUCGGUACUGCACUUAUCGUCCUCGGCCUUUGCUUAUGCAUCAAUUCCUAGCCCUAGCUUUUCCCCAAUCUCUAUUUUUAAG
Molecule: messenger RNA, 502 nt
Organism: Abrus precatorius (Indian licorice)
Lineage: Eukaryota; Viridiplantae; Streptophyta; Magnoliopsida; Fabales; Fabaceae
Product: transmembrane protein 234 homolog
Exons: 1
Coding region: 73-471 (132 amino acids)
Source: RefSeq, a predicted model, not a curated record